GAAAGCGUCAGUGGUUAGUGUUACCACCUACAAUACCGAUAAAUAUAAGCUGGACUUUUUGACAGGCUUUAUCAUUUGGUCGGACAGAAAACACUCCUUAAUUUGCGUGCAUCAGUCAGCCAUUGAUACGAAGAAGACACUGUAUGUUCAUCUCACUGAUGGGACCAUUGAGAAGGCGAGCAUGGUUCAGAGGUCUCCUUCUCCAUCAGGCCACGUAGUGCUGAUGACAACCACAGAAUCUGGUCAAGCACGGAAAACUGUUUCUUUCCGUACCACUGAGGCAAUGAGAGAGGAUAUAUUUGUAAUCGCCGAGGUUGAGGGUGGCUAUAGAGGAUUUAAUAUGCUAACUGGCACGAUCAUUUCCCCAAGCUGCAAGUCAAAAGAUCCACAAUCAGGAGAAGUGAUUCUAGGGAGUGAGCACAGGUUUGCACUGAGUUGUGCAGCCGCAAAUAUUAUUGGUGCUGCAGUUUUUGAUUUUAAUUGUCUUCUGGUGGGAACAGUCAGUGAAUUCGAUGAUGUUUCUUAUGAUUUGAACUAUGCACUGCAAUCAUGCCAUUGGGUGAAACAACUGGAGGAGUCAUUGAAAGCUGUAAACUCAAAAAUUUCAUUGUCAAAGGAUAUGAAGAUCAACAUUCUUGAAACAAGGAAGAGGAAGCGGAACAUUUCAAAAGCAUAGGCGUGCACAGGACGACGCCACGCCACCGUUUUGCCGGCGCCUGGUACUCGCUGAUCAUUCGCUGCAGCACGCCCCUCCGGCUUAGCACCGGGAGCAACCACGGUGCCACUAGCUCUAAUCCAUCACUCCAUCAGCUGGACCAGCUUAAUACAAUCCGAUAUUUUACUACAUGCAUGUCGAUUACUGGUUUGUUUAGGGAUCCGCGCUAACCUUUUGGUGGUAAAAUGGCAUUUCUCCUCUCUCUCUCUCUCUCUCUCUUGUCCAGGGAGACAUACUACUUCGACAAAACAUCAUCUCUAAGCUCCGUCGUGCAUCUACUGGUGAUCUUCAUAAUUAAGAUGAGGGGCUCAUUUGGAUUGGAGGAUUUUGUGGUAAUUUUGGAGUAUUCAAAUUCUUAGAAACUAUUACCCCAAGUCCAUAAUAGGAAAACAAACAUAAGAUCAAAUCUCAUGUCUUUAUUUUGCUUUGAGAAUUUCAAUGCACUUCCUCUCUAUGCCCCAUGCAAAUUCAUCUGAGAUUCCUGUGUUUAAAUUUUUGCGAACAAUCCUAUGGGAUUCGAUGGA
This is a messenger RNA of Oryza brachyantha (malo sina), 1239 nucleotides long. RefSeq lists its product as uncharacterized. The transcript has 4 exons. Lineage: Eukaryota; Viridiplantae; Streptophyta; Magnoliopsida; Poales; Poaceae. The coding region runs from base 182 to 676 and encodes 164 amino acids. The record is from RefSeq and is a predicted model, not a curated record.